Messenger RNA from Raphanus sativus (radish), 703 nucleotides. Its product is annotated as autophagy-related protein 8h-like. The record is from RefSeq and is a predicted model, not a curated record. NCBI's taxonomy places the organism in Eukaryota, Viridiplantae, Streptophyta, Magnoliopsida, Brassicales, Brassicaceae. Gene Ontology annotation, biological process: cellular response to nitrogen starvation. The coding region runs from base 1 to 498 and encodes 165 amino acids. The transcript is spliced from 5 exons.
AUGUCUAAAAUCUCUUCUUUUUGUUUUCUUGUCAAACAAUCAAACGAAGCACCAAAAGAAAAGUUGAAGACAAUCUUCUGUUCUGUAAGAAGGAAAAAAAAAACAACUUCUGUCGGAAUCAUUCGCCGGAAAUCUACAAUGGGGACUGUUGUCAAGUCUUUCAAGGAACAAUUCUCCGCUGAUGAGCGAUUGAAAGAGUCGAGGAACAUCACUGCAAAAUAUCCAGAUAGAGUUCCGGUGAUCAUUGAGAAAUAUUCAAACGCAGACCUCCCUGACAUGGAGAAGAACAAAUACUUGGUCCCACGAGACAUGACUAUUGGACAUUUCAUUCACAUGCUAAGCGACAGGCUACAUUUAGAUCCAUCUAAAUCUCUCUUUGUUUUUGUACAGAACACACUUCCUCAAACGGCUAGUUGCAUGGAUUCUUUGUACAAUACUUUCAAGGAAGGAGAUGGUUUCUUGUACAUGACUUACAGCACCGAGAAAACAUUCGGCUAACCAGAAAGAUCAUUCGUUGCUUAAUAUUUGAAAAGCUCAUUCUGAAUCAUCCAUUUGAUUCCUAUGUUUGUGAUCAAUAAAUGAAUGUUAGCUAUUGUUGUUGUUAAUAAGCUAACCUUUGUACAGAAAAGCUAAAAACAAUUCGACUUUGUAAAUCAUGCUGCAGUUGCACACAAGUCAAUAAUGAAAAUAAAGUGAUGAUAUG